CCCCGGAGCCCGCAGACCCCACUCUGCCCGCGCCCCGCUUGGCUGCGCGGCUCCGCGUCGCCCGCCGGCCCUCCCGGGGCCAUGGGGGCGCCCCCGGGCUACCGGCCCUCGGCCUGGGUGCACCUCCUGCACCAGCUUCCCCGCGCCGACUUCCAGCUGCGUCCGGUGCCCAGCGGCUUCGCGCCCCAGGAGCAGGAAUACCAGCAGGCCCUGAUGCUGGUGGCGGCCUUGGCGGGCCUGGGCCUGGGCCUGAGCCUCAUCUUUAUCGCUGUCUACCUCAUCCGCUUCUGCUGCUGCCGGCCCCCUGAGCCCCCUGGGGCCAAGAGCCCCUCGCCUGGGGGAGGCUGCGUCACCUGGAGCUGCAUUGCCGCCCUCCUCGUCGGCUGCGCUGGCAUUGGCAUUGGUUUCUAUGGCAACAGCGAGACCAGUGAUGGGGUGUCCCAGCUCAGCUCGGCAUUGCUACAUGCAAACCACACGCUCAGCACCAUUGACCACCUGGUGCUGGAGACGGUGGAGGGGCUGGGCCAGGCCGUGCGCGUGGAGCUGACCACCCUGGAGGAGGUGCUGGCCGAGCGCACAGAGCUGGUGGCUGCUGCCCGCGGGGCUCGAAGGCAGGCGGAGGCCGUGGCCCAGCAGCUGCAGGGGUUGGCUUUUUGGCAGGGAGUGCCCCUAAGUCCCCUGCAGGUGGCUGAAGAGGUGUCCUUUGUGGAGGAGUACAGGUGGCUGGCGUACGUCCUCCUGCUGCUCCUGGAGCUCCUUGUCUGCCUCUUCACCCUCCUGGGCCUGGCGAAGCAGAGCAAGUGGCUGGUGGUCGUGAUGACAGCCAUGAGUCUUCUGGUGCUUGUCCUCAGCUGGGGGUCCAUGGGCCUGGAGGCAGCCACAGCCGUGGGCCUCAGCGACUUCUGCUCCAAUCCAGACACUUACAUCUUGAACCUGACCCAGGAGGAGACAGGGCUCAGCUCAGACAUCCUGAACUAUUAUUUCCUGUGCAGCCAUGCCAUCUCCAACCCCUUCCAGCAGAGGCUGACACUGUCCCAGCGAGCGCUGGCCAACAUCCACUCCCAGCUGCAGGGCCUAGAGCGAGAGGCUGUCCCCCAGUUCCCGUCUGCGCAGAAGCCUCUGCUGUCCUUGGAGGAGACACUGAAUGUGACAGAGGGAAACUUCCACCAGCUGGUGGCCUUGCUGCACUGCCGUGGCCUGCACAAGGACUAUAGCGCAGCACUACGUGGCCUGUGCGAGGACGCUCUGGAGGGCCUGCUCUUCCUGCUGCUCUUCUCGCUGCUGUCUGCUGGGGCCCUGGCCGCCGCCCUCUGCAGCCUGCCCCGCGCCUGGGCCCUCUUCGCGCCCAGUGACGACUACGAUGACACGGAGGACGAUGACCCUUUCAACCCUCAGGAAUCAAAGCGCUUUGUGCAGUGGCAGUCGUCUAUCUGAGCCCCUCCUCCUUGCCAGCCUGGAGCCUGCCUCCCCUCCUCGUUCCUUUCCUGGCUGCCAGAGGAGACCCCACUAACCUGGCCUGACUGGGCUCUGACCACUAACACUCCUGGCCGUGGACACCCCACACAGGACUGCCUUGUGCCCUGGCCCCAACGCCCUCCAUCUUCCUUAGCCCUGGAGGCUGCUGCAGGGGCCGAACAGAGACCAAGGCUGGCAGGGGAGGGGCACAGAGCCAGCCCCAAGCCCCUCACUGCCAGUCUCAUCCCUGGUGGAACUGAGCUGGGGCAGGGACAUGUUUCUCUGCCCCUGCCCCAUUCCGGUGGGUUCCAGCCCCAGAUCUGAACUUGUGACACUAACUUGGAAAAGGGUUGAUACGAAAUAAAAGGGAAGUCUUUAUUUUCCGAGCCACUGAGUUCUGAUUUUUCCCCUGCCUGGGUCCUGCUCCCGCCCAACCUGCGGAGGCGGGAAGCCUCCCUUCCGGGGGCUGUGAGGCCAUGCUGCCUGGCUCAUGCUCAGCAGCAGCUCUGAUUCAGAAAGGCCAGGAAAACUAGAAACGGCUCCGCACGCAGAGCCCCCUCGAGAGCUUGCGGAGCUGUUUAAAGCAGCGCUCAAUCCACUCGCUCUCCAUCUCGCGAGGCUUCUGCAGGAGAGGAACACGUCACGCAAGGCACCGCAAAAAGGAAAUGACAACUGGACGAGUCAUGGAAUUGAAUAAAACAGGUCAAAGGCAAACUUACAGUCUGGUGAAUAGUAUGUGUGUUCAGCACAUACGGUAAAGACAUACACUCCUUUCUACAAAUAUGGCCAUAAGCUAAAAAUAAGCAACUAAGACGAACAUCUGAAGUGCAAAAUGCCAGGGUCUGUUUCUAAAUGGACAAAGUCUAAGAAUUAGGAAACAUACUGUGAAACAAUCAGCAAUUACUUUUUUCCACUCCUGAAUUAUGUGAAAUUAAAGAGGGUGCCGGGCAGGCCCGACAGCUCAGGAGAUUACAGCGCCUGCUCAG
This is a messenger RNA of Octodon degus (degu), 2441 nucleotides long. It is a transcript of the gene Ttyh1, whose product is annotated as tweety family member 1. The transcript has 14 exons. Gene Ontology annotation, molecular function: intracellularly calcium-gated chloride channel activity; volume-sensitive chloride channel activity. The record is from RefSeq and is a predicted model, not a curated record. The coding region runs from base 82 to 1434 and encodes 450 amino acids. Lineage: Eukaryota; Metazoa; Chordata; Mammalia; Rodentia; Octodontidae. Gene Ontology annotation, cellular component: smooth endoplasmic reticulum membrane; plasma membrane.